Messenger RNA from Porites lobata, 6798 nucleotides. The record is from the annotation of a GenBank genome assembly. Lineage: Eukaryota; Metazoa; Cnidaria; Anthozoa; Scleractinia; Poritidae.
AUGGCUUUUGCUCAAACCGAUAAUCUUUUGAGCCCUUACAGAAAGUUUCUCGUUGAACUUUCAUCGUACAUUUCAGGUAACGAUUUGGAGACCUUGAAAUUUGCUGUUGUAGAUUUAAUUCCACGCAGGAAAACGGAGGACGCCAGCAGUGGAUUGAAGUUAUUUGAUAUAUUGGAACAAGAUUUAAGAAUAUCACCGGGAAAUCUGUCUCUUUUGGAAGAUCUCUUCAAAACAAUUGGUAGGAUGGAUCUUGCUUUGAAAGUGCAAUAUUUUUCAAAAUCGACUUUGGCCGAUAACUCCCGCAAUAACAUAAAUGGUAAGUUGAAUAUUUUGACGAUGUUUUGGUGUUUAAUCCGGAAGCACAUCGCAUAUCGUGAUAUUAAGAAAACGAGCCACCACGCUUAAGUUGUGUUCAGUGGACGUAAAAGAACACUGAAGUACAGUUGACUCCCGAUAACUCGAACUAGGGAAAUCAAAAAAAGUACGAGUUAUCGGGAGUUUGAGUUACCGAGAGUUUGAAGCAAAUAACCGGAAAUAAGAAAAUAAGCAAAUGCAUGGAGAGGGAAUGCAAUUAAACAAAAAACUAUACAGGAAUGGACACUGGAUUUGAACUGGAGUGACAAAAAAAUAAAUACAAAGAAUUGACACGGUUGCUUUGAAAUAAAUUCAAUGUCUUGGACUUCAGUACACGGGUUUUUUUUUUCCUAACUAAUGUCACGCGCUUUAUAACAUGGCUCGAGUUAUCGAAGGUAAAAUUAUAUAGAAAUGAUCUGAAGGGGAACAAAAAUUACUUCGAGUUAGCGGGAGGGUCGAGUUAUCGAGGGUAAAAUUUCAGUAAAUGUACGAAGGCUGAAUCCGGGAAAUCGACUUUGGUUCGAGUUAGCGCAAGGUUUGAGUUAGCGAGGGUUCGAGUUAUCGCGUGUCAACUGUAAAAUGAUGUUGCAAUGUUGGAACUAUGUUGUCACCUUUCGAAACAAUAUCACAACCAAUGUUGCAACGCUGAGUUUCGCUAAAAAUCCUCGUUGUGAGCAUCACCUUUAAAUGUCAAACGCUUGGCAUGGAAAUCAGGGGCACCCAACGAGAAUAUAGUUCAAAACCACUAAAACAUAGCAUUGCUAAACGUAUUUUGGUAUUUAAACGGUAGAUAUAGGCAUAUUUUUAUCCCCUAAAAAUUUUUCAUCUGUUCGGAUUUCCUAGCUGAAAGUCUAGUGAUCCGAAAAUUACAGGGAUCAAAACUUACCUUUUGGAAAAUUUCAGCCAGAAAAAAGGCUCCCGAAAAUUUUAGGUGACCUUUUUAGGGUAAAAAUCCGUUAAAUAUAGGCAGUUAUACCAUAUUGUAGAUGUUCGAAAAUCCUAGGAGAAGCAGGCAAGCAAGAAAUUUUACAACAAAUGUUCCGAAAAUUCUAGAUCUCAAAUCGUGUUCCGAACAGAUAUUUUUCCGAAAAUUGUCGUUGGGUGCCCCUGGGAAAUGAGGCUGUGUAUUUUAAAAUUUUGGUAAGCAUGGCUCAGAUGUUCGCAUAUUAUCAGGAUGUGAGAAUAUUAAAUACUUACUAACCAAAAAAGCAAUAACCAAAGGUUACAAAGUGCAGGCGACAACGACCGAAAGGCAAAAUGCUUUUGAUCCAAUGCCGCGUGUGCUUUGUGUUGCGUAACUUUCAUGUGAUAGAUGGUUAACAACUUGUGUCACUUGUCAAGGUUUAAAACACUAAAGCAUUCUUAUUUAAAAUGGUAGUUGAGGAAUAUCUUGAUUUCCUGACAAUGUUUUUCGCAUCCAUAGACCUUAAAAUGUCACAGGCAGAUCAGGUUCGUUGAAAGUGUUUGGAAGAUUUGCAACUAAAAGUUCCCUGUGAUUGAUAGCGGUGUACCCAUGAUGCCUUAGUAAUGAGGUAGUUCUUGUAUUAGAUCAGCUCUUGCUGGAGUACAGAACUUCGUGUUGUUAUCACACAGCUAUUGUGCUUCAGUACUUACAAUCACACAUAUAAUGUUUAUUGGGGCAAGUAGGACUGUGAAGAUUGAGAGUGACAAUAAAACUUUCUUUUUACCCCCCUGUCAUUUGCAGGCCAUAUAGGUUUAUAUAUUCAAAAUGAUGCUGACGUUACAGAAUGAGAUAUAAUUGGUUAUUCAGUGGAAGAAAGAGACAAUCUUCCCAUGGAUGAAAUAAUUAUGUGUACCAUUCAGCAUUGCUUUGUAAAUGUCUCUGUAAGCCAGUUGUUACUCUCAAACUCAGAAAACAGUGAACAUGCCGCAACAAAUUUCAGGACUAUUGAUUGUGUAGUGACCAAUCACAUUUAAGUUCAGGACAUGCAAGCAAACCUCAAAACCACAAACUAAUUACGGUUUCAGCUGUUUGCAGUUUAGUUUUUUCUCAUGACUUAUUGGCUUUUUCCUCACAAGUGAACACAAUAAUUUUCCAUUACUAUUAGAAUUUCAACCUUUCACAAUGACAGUGCCUGCUUAGGAGUACAGUCAACUGUCUCUGAGACGGACACCUUUGGGACCGGUAUUAAGUGUCCGUCUUAGGGAGAUGUCAGGCCAUCUUCUAGUAUAGAGUCAAGUCAAACAAAGGGAGUAAAUAAAGAUUAAGGGAGAAACUCUAGGUGUCUGUUUUACAGAGGUGUCCAUCUUAUAGAGGUGUCCAUUAAGAGAGAGUCCACUGUAUACAGGAUACAGGUUGUGGCUUCAGUAGGAAAAAUGACCUUACAAAUUAAUUCAGGGCUAUUGAGAACUGUAAAGAAAUUAAGAUACGGAGAUGGCGAUUACUAUUCAUCUACUAGUGAGGACUGAAAUCUGCAGAAUGUCUUCUUUGCACUACCCUAUUCCUAUUACACACAUCUUAACCCCUAGGUACCCCCCCCAGUCCCUUGACACUCACAAAUCCACUCAGCCCCAGUCAUUGUCUUCUUAAUAAACAUAAAUUGCUGGUUGAUCAUGGAAUGGGUGGAUUUAGGGGUGCGCCAAGAGGACUGCACUGCUCCCUCCCUCAUUUUCUUAGAAGUUUUCAAUUGUAUUAGUUUUAAAGAAUUUUCAGUAAAAUAAAUAGUAACUAUUUUGCUGGCUAAAACAUUCUGGCUACCCUUUCCCCCCCCCCCCCUGCUUCAUGAAUUUUCUGGAUCAGCCCCUGUAUGCUGAUUCACCUAACUAUAGUUGUAUUGUCAAACAAUAUAUUUUCUCUAUUAUAUAAGGUACAGAGUUUGAAAAUCUGGUCACUGAUGGGGGUGGUGAUGAGGCACCCAAAUGCCAAACAGCAAAGUGUGUGGCGAAAAGUGAGUAUACAGUCUCAGGCCUAGUUCUGUUUUUAAUUGUUAAUGGAUUUUGUCUUUUUUGCAUAUUGAGUUUCCUUCCCUACUCACAGGAAAAAAUAACGGAUUCCCAUUUUUGGAUAUUUUAGGGUAUUUAAAGAAUACCCAUAAAAAUCCCCAAUUUGGCAAAGUGAGACAAGUCCCAACCAGGGAAUUCCCAACCAAGUUCCCUUAUUGGGACUUGUCCCACACUUCCAAAUUUGGGAUUUUUGUGGGUAUUCUUUAAAUACCCUAAAAUAUCCAAAAAUGGGAAUCCGUUAUUUUUUCCUGUGACUAAAACUGAAAUCUGGAGAAUUUGCCUUUUACAAAGAUUACCCCCUCUUCCCAUCAACUUACCCCUUAUCCACCCUACCCUCCCCAGCUAGAUAGCCCACCUGACCUUCAAGGUCGUGACACCAGGAGCAUCUGCUGACACCCCACCAGUCCCUAACCGUUUUUAAUUUGAACUUUAUUUAUUAGUUGAUCCGUCACUACCUCCCCUUCAACUAGUGAAUUCCACACCCUUCCAUUUACUUGAGGCCUGAAAAUGUACCCCUUUCGGGCGGAGCCUCCCCGUAUAGGCCAUUAUAGGAAGUACCCAUGAGGGUCAGUCGGGUCACUAUGGUAGUUGCAUGAAGCUAGGGUGAUGAAAACCUCUGCUAUUUUCGCCGGGUAUGAUAUGGUUUUAAUUAUAUGGUCAUCCUCAUUAUUUAUAUCUAGGUGUAGAUUUUGAAGAUGUGGUCACUGACGGGGUUGGUGAUGAAUCAGAGAGUGAUCCUAAAGACCGAAUGGCAGAUUGUGUAGACAGAAGUAAGUAUACAAAUUCAGGCGGGCCCCGUUGCCGCCUUUGCGUUAUUUUGCUUUUGCGUAUCGGCCUUCCCUCGCCAUGUACCCAAGGAUAAAGGUAACCGAAAGUACAACGUUUUGAAAGCUUACUCCAGAGUGGAUAUGUCUGAUAACACCAUUUACCUGUUCACGUUUACUGAGAGAGCAACGACGUCAAUUUUCGAAAACGAUGACGUCAAGGAUCUAGUGGGUGAAAAUAACACUGAACUGCUCCUUGCACUUGUGCCACGGACCUCUGGCAUAUCUUAAGUUUAAUUCUUUCGUUUUAGCAGUUAACAGAUCAAGGAAAUCUAAGGUGCCAUGCAUUUUCAUUAUUCUUUUAAUGUAAGACAUAUAAGUAUUUUACACGUAUAUCUCAAAGCCAAAACUUCUUUUAAUUUCUAAAAAUGAUUUGUUUCUCUAUUGACUGAAAGAUAACGCAGUAGCUUCUACGGCCGUCUCAGUAGCAAUUCAGGGCAUGUUGUUCACUGCCCCGCCGGCACAAACCUUUAGAGGAAUUGAAGGAGUUCAGGUCACACCAGCAAUACCAGUUACACAGAAAUCUUCUACUGAGAAAAGUGAAGGUAAGACAAAAAACUUGAUAUUUGAGAAUUUCCAAGUAUCAAAUGAACUAUUAUUUGUAGCCUGUUUUUCUGGAGGGAUUGUUAUGCCUGGGGUAUUUUCUUGGCAGCCGAGACGAUUUUACCCCAGCGCUAUCCCGCAGACACGCAGGGUAGAACUUUACAGAGCUUUAAUAAGGUUAUGAAAUUUUGAUCAUACCCCAUGCCUUUAAUACUUGGCUUGUUGCUUUGCUGAAAAAAGUACUUUUUGAUGGUUUAGCUUCAUCGUAAACGUCUUCCUAGUAAGCUUUUUCUCCGUUCUCAUUACAGCGCGCAGCUUGAGAUCAGGAAGGUUGGUUUUAAGGAAAUACCUAAUUCCUCUACAUAGUUUUGGGUCGACAUUAGGAUGAGCUGAAUACAUUUAUCACUACUGCUAGAAUUAAAGUUAUUAUGAUGAUGGCGGUAGUGAACAUUGUGACAUUAAGGCCAUUUAUACGAGGAAAAAUAAGACGCGUCUUCAAUAAGACGCGAACUUUCCGUAUAAAUGGCGCAUUUCGUCUAAAAUAAGACGCGGCUUAGCAAAGACGCGUCUUAUUUUAGAACAGCCCUUAACACCUGUUCUUAGAUAAGACGCGCCUUAGCUGAGACGAGAAAAACUUCGUAUAAAUGACCUUCGCUUCUUACAUAAAACGCGAACGCAUAGUACGCAUGCGUUAAUUUUUGGCGCGCCACGUUGGAUUGCCGUUGCUACGGGCAACAUACACAUGAAAACGAGUCAAGAACAGAAAUAAGACGCGAACCAUUCAUACGAGCUGUUCUCGUCUUAGAUAAGACAUGCUCGUAUAAAUGGUCCAGUUCGCGUCUUAUUUAAGACGCGUCUGAUGUAAGACGCGUCUUAUUUUUCCUCGUAUAAAUGGCCCUAUUAUGUCAUUUUCAUCUCUGAAGAUAGUAGUAUUAACCAAAACGAAAAAUGUAGCGUCGUAAAUAACAUUGUUCGCUUUCAUCGAUUAUCCUUGACUUGUUUUCUUGCUUCACUCACAUCAGGUGAAUUAAUAUCCGUUUCCAUAAAGUUAUGUUGUAUAUUAUAUUGUUGCAUUUCUGACCAUUUGAAAGGAAGGGCGUUGGACAUUGCUUGAAUUGCAAGCUAAAUUUAGAAUUGUAGCUGAAGAGCUAACGAUAUCCCCCUUUUUCUAUUCCAGGCUCCUCCUUUGCUGCGUCUACUUCCAAGAGUUCAGCUCCUGCGCCUGCUCUUACGCCUGCUUCUGCCCCUGCUGGCCCUGGCCCUGCCCCUGUCCCUGUCCCUGCCCCUUCUGUUACAUCAGAUGCGUCAGCACAGGCAGGGCAAGGUCGCCUUCAACAUGAUUCCAUUGUUGGACCACCACCUAGGCGAUAUGUCAAUUAUCUGGCGUACCAAUUGGUGGGAUACCAGAUACAUGUAAAAAAAAUGCCAUUGGUGGAAAGCAAAGCUGGCCGCUAUAGUACUAACUAUUGAGAUUUACAUACCCGACACGACAAAUCCGAUAGUGCGACUCUAUCCCACUCUCAGUUUAGAGAUCGGAGCGGCCCAAAUUCGCUCCGUUACAGAAAUCGCGCCAAAAUCACCGUUCUUAUGUGUGAAUAGAAACACGAUCCGGUAUCGGUUUCGUUUCGGUGCAAGAGCUAGCUAUCCGGUAUAGAUGAACACAGCCUUAGGUUCACUAGGUUGCCAAAGUCAACCGUCGCAAAAUAAAAAGGCCAUUAAUAUUUUGAGGCUCUUGAUAUAUUCUACUCACAGCUGAUAUUUACAAGGAAGGAGAGAUACAGCAGAAACACUGUCGCAUUUCGGAAGAGUUUUUAGAUUGAAUGAAAGAAGUUUGACGGUUAAGCUUCGUCGAUACUUGGUCCGCGCGAUAAAGACCACAUCUACGGAUAUUUUUUUUAUGGUUAACUUUAUGCUCGAUCUCGUCCUUUGCAAAGGUUGCAACUUAGACGUAUCCAUAGAUGGCUAUGACGUUGGAGGCUGGGUCGUAUAUGGAGGACAGGAGUUAACGAUAGAACGACCAGCUUACGAGGCUAAGAAGUUCACUUUCUAUCGCGUAAAAACCGCACCCAAAAAGCUGGUAUUGAAUCUGGCCGGGAUGAAAAUGGUCUUGUAA